Lotus japonicus is the source of this 1725-nucleotide messenger RNA. Its product is annotated as protein BTR1. The record is from RefSeq and is a predicted model, not a curated record. Gene Ontology annotation, cellular component: cytosol; cytoplasm. Bases 391 to 1401 code for a protein of 336 amino acids. The transcript is spliced from 8 exons. Gene Ontology annotation, molecular function: mRNA binding. NCBI's taxonomy places the organism in Eukaryota, Viridiplantae, Streptophyta, Magnoliopsida, Fabales, Fabaceae. Gene Ontology annotation, biological process: regulation of gene expression.
UGACACAUCACGCACCGCAGAGGAAGAAAUAACAAAAGAGAGAGAGAGAGAGAGAGAGUGAGUGUAAUUCCAAAACCCAAACAAAACAAACGUGACGUUGUUGGAUAUGUAGUAGCAGCAGCAGAAGAAACAAACUGCAGCACCCACCCACCCUUCUUCCUCUUCUCUCAUCUCCGCCUCCACACACCACACCCUCACCCUCACCCUCACCCUCACCUCACUCUCUCUCUCCUCUCCGCUCCUCCCUCCACUCUCUCUCUCUCUAAAACCGUUUCUUCUCCUCUCUCUCCUCACGCCAUUGUCACCUCUCUCUCUAUCUCGGAAUUCACCGGAGAAAGAGUUUGUUGCCUUCGCUGUUGCUGUUGUUGCUGAAGAAGAAGAAGAAGAACCAUGGAGUCGACGGAAUCUUCCUACGUAUCUUCACCGGAGGGACCGAGGAAACACCCUGCUUCACCUCCUCCAGAUCCCUCUUCUCCAGAAUUCGUGGAAAAGCCCACAUAUGUUCGGUUUCUCGUAUCAAACUCUGCAGCGGGUUCUGUUAUUGGAAAGGGUGGUUCAACUAUUACUGAUUUUCAGUCACAGUCUGGAGCACGAAUUCAGUUGUCACGCAAUCAUGAAUUCUUUCCUGGAACUACUGAUAGGAUUAUCAUGGUAUCUGGUUCAAUUAACGAAAUACUAAGAGCUGUGGAGCUUAUUCUUUCUAAGUUGCUCAGUGAGCUUCAGAGUGAGGAUGAGAAUGAUGCUGAGCCAAAAACAAAAGCGAGGCUUAUUGUUCCUAACGGUUCUUGUGGUGGAAUAAUUGGCAAGGGAGGUGCUACUAUUAGGUCAUUCAUUGAAGAAUCUCAGGCUAGCAUUAAGAUAUCUCCUCAAGAUAACAAUUACUAUGGACAGAAUGAUAGGCUAGUGACACUGACAGGAACUCUUGAUGAGCAGAUGCGUGCAAUUGAUCUAAUUGUUUCCAAGUUAGCUGAGGAUCCUCACUAUUCACAGUCCAUGAAUUCUCCAUUUUCAUAUCCUGGUGUUUACAUGUCGCCAGGUUAUCCUGGUGUUCCAUAUACAUAUGUGGUUCCACCUGUUGCACCACCGGCAUACAAUGCAAUGAAUUACAGAUCUAAUGGCGCUGGAGGAAAGUUUCAGAACAGCAAGGAGGAGCGGAGUAACUCACUGACCAUUGGCGUUGCAGAUGACCAUGUAGGGUUGGUUGUUGGUCGUGGUGGAAAGAAUAUAAUGGAUAUUAGUCAGAUUAGUGGGGCAAAGAUAAAGAUAUCAGAUAGAGGCGAUUACAUAUCUGGAACAACUGAUAGGAAAGUUACCAUAACAGGAUCGCAGAGAGCAAUUCGUACAGCUGAAUCCAUGAUUGUGCAGAAGGUUGCUUAUGCUACUGAGAGAGUGGUCGAGUAGUUUGCAGGUUGACUUGUCUACUGUUCAAUGCUUGAUGAACCUGUUUGCUAAUUGCUUAUACAUUUGCUGAAUUUUUUGGGAUUUGUCUACGUAAAUUUAUAUUCAUAUGGUAAACUUUUGGAGAUUUUCAUUGUAGUGGGAGAGGUUUUUUUUCUUUUUUCUUUGAAUUGAGAACGGUCUUAUAGAUUUCUUCACGAACCCCUUGGAAAGACAAAAGCGAUUGGAAAUGGCAUUUGUGCUUUUCCAAGUGUAGUAUUCUAGAACUUAAAUUCUUUUGUUGUAAGUCAACAGUUGCUAAUAUCAUAUACACCACGGUCCUUGCUA